CGUUUUAAGUGAGAUAUACCACGUCAAAUAUUGAAAGACACACAACCGAGUACUGUGGAUUAUAAAGAAGAUUUAGCACCUGAUGUGAUUUAUUACAAAUCCAGUAAUACAACAUCCACAUGCAAAAAAGCAAACGUAAGCACUUUGAUCUGCAGCACUGAUCUACAGUUUUAGAACUGGGUUUGAGAAGCUCAAUAUACCCUGGAAAACAGAAGAACAAAAAAAAAACAAAUUCAUUGUUAUAUAAUAGUUUAUUGCACGUUUGGGUAAUUUGUCGCGACGUAUUCUGGGAUGGUUUUACCGGAAGUCGGCUGUUGCAAAGUGGUUACAGUAUGGCGGAGUGUUGCUCAAAAAGCAGUGAAUGCGGAACAGGAUGUGGAUCCCAAGGCAUAGGUGUUUAUGCUGAUGUGAAGGAUUACUAUGGGAAGCAGCUGAAGAAAACCUCUGAUCUCAAGAGCAAUGCCUGUGUUUCCCCAGCCAAACCUACACCAGCAUUUAUCCGCAAGGCCCUGAAGGAAGUGCACUCAGAAGUCACCAGCAGGUAUUAUGGGUGUGGUCUGGUGGUGCCAGAGUGCCUGGAGGGCUGUAGAGUGCUGGACCUGGGCAGUGGCAGCGGGCAGGACUGCUAUGUGUUGAGCCAGCUGGUGGGAGAGGAGGGGCACAUCACUGGCCUUGACAUGACUGAGGAGCAGUUGGAAGUGGCUGAAAAGUACAUCGACUACCACAUGAAGAAGUUUGGCUACAUGCAUCCGAAUGUGGAUUUUGUUAAGGGAUACAUUGAGGCUCUGCAGGAUGCAGGAUUAAAAGAGAACAUGUACGAUGUCAUCAUAUCGAACUGUGUGAUCAACCUGUCUCCCAAUAAGUCUGCAGUGCUGAGGGAAGCUUACAGAGUGUUAAAGGAUGGUGGGGAACUGUAUUUUAGUGAUGUCUACAGCAACAAAAGGCUACCAGAGGAAGUCAGAACACACAAAGUGUUAUGGGGUGAAUGUCUGGGUGGAGCCCUGUGGUGGAAAGACCUCCUGCUGUUAGCUGAAGAAGUGGGAUUUGGCACACCACGACUGGUCACUGCCCAUUAUAUUACCAUUGGGAACAAGGAACUGGAGAGCCUGAUUGGUGACUGCAAGUUUGUUUCUGCAACCUAUCGCCUGUUCAAGAUACCUAAGAGCUGCCCGAGGGAAAGGCGUCAGGUCAUAUAUAAUGGGGCCAUUACUGGCUUUGAGAAGAUGCUGGAAUUUGAUGUGAACUGCACAUUUCAGGAAGGUCAGGUGGCAGAGGUGGAUGGAGAGAUUGCGGCCAUUUUGAAGGGUUCCAGGUUUGCGGAAGAAUUUUCUUUCCAGCCAGUGGUGAAGACCCAGCCUGCCUCUACUGGAUGUUGUCCUGCAGUAUCGCAGGUCCUUCUCUGUCCUGCAGUGGGGAUGUGGAGCAAGCCAGCUGCAAUCAGCCACUCCCACUCUUCCUCCACAGAGCUGGGGUAAUACGGGCUGAAUCUCCUGCCUUCCUGGGCUCUUCACCCCCACACAGCAGCGGCAGGACCCAGCUCGUCUCAUUACUCCCACAGUAAUGGGACCACGCUGAUAAGACCACACAGCAGAUGUGAACUAGAUAAAUAUAACCGACAAAGCAAAGAAAUAGGGUUUUAGCACAUUUGUGCUCUGUAUUCACUGUAUCGCAAGGAGAUUCAUAUUAAAGGCACAGUAAGGAGAGCCUAAAAAAUUGUUUUGGAAGAGCAUGAAAUAUCCUUACAACUUCUGUAUAAAUAACAAAAAAAUUUAUAUGAACCAACACUUAAGAUGGUAGUAUGUACAUAUCUUAGCUGCAAUUAAUAAUUUUACACCUAAUUUAUUUUGAAUUGCUUACU
Molecule: messenger RNA, 1858 nt
Organism: Lepisosteus oculatus (spotted gar)
Lineage: Eukaryota; Metazoa; Chordata; Actinopteri; Semionotiformes; Lepisosteidae
Gene: as3mt
Product: arsenite methyltransferase
Biological process (GO): toxin metabolic process; arsonoacetate metabolic process
Cellular component (GO): cytosol
Molecular function (GO): arsenite methyltransferase activity
Source: RefSeq, a predicted model, not a curated record